AUGGAGGUAGUCAUGAUUGGAGAAUGUCGAAACUACUUAUCUAAUGUGAUCUCUGCACUACUGGCGAAGAAGUUGGUUCGUAAGGGAUGUGAGGCAUUCUUGGCCUAUGUAAGUGUUUCAGAUUCUGGAGAAUCUACAGUUAAGGAUAUCAGAAUGGUAAAGGAUGUUUAUGAUGUCUUUCCUAAGGAGCUACCAGGUUUAACUCCGAAUCGUGAAGUGGAUUUUGGGAUAGAGCACCUUUCUGUUUUGGUUGAGGGGAUUCAAGUUGAUCCUCAAAAGAUUGAGGCUGUAUUGGAGUGGAAGCAGCCUAGGAACGUGUUUGAGAUCCAGGGUUUUUCAUUGAUUGCGGCACCCUUGACUAAGUUGCUACGUAAGGGUGUGCCAUUUAACUGGACUUAUGCGCAACAAGAGAGCUUUGAGAAGCUCAAGACUGUACUAACUGAGGCCCCUGUUCUGAUACAGUCGGAGCCUGGAAAGGAGUUCACUGUUUAUAGUAUUGCAUCACAUCGUAGACGGAUUGAGCUGCUUAAAGACUAUGACUGCACCAUUAAGUACCACCCUGGUAAGGCUAAUGUGGUGGUUGAUGCACUGAGCCGUAAGGCUAUGACUAAUUUGAGGGUGAUAUUUGCUCACCUAAGUUUAUUUGAUGAUGGUAGAUUAUUAGCCGAGCUUCAGAUUAAGGGUGGUAGUACUACGGAUUUUGGAUUGAACAGUGAUGAGGUACUCUAUUUCUGUGGGAGAAUCUAUGUUCCAAAUGAUACUGAUUUGAGACAGGCCAUAUUGAGAGAGGUGCAUAUUAGCCCUUAUGCUAUGCAUCCUGGCAGAAAUAAGAUGUAUCGAGACCUUCAUGAGUUAUAUUGGAGGCCAGGGUUGAAAUGUGAGGUUACUGAUUUUGUGGGCAGAUGUUUGAGUUGCCAACAGACCGAUGGUCAGUUUGUGAGGGUGAUUCAGAUACUGAAGGGCAUGUUGAGGCGUUACCGCUGUGAUCCUACUAAUAUUGUCUCUAUUGAAGAGAUCGAGGUUAGGCCAGAUUUGACCUUUGAGGAAGAGCCGGUUCAGUUUCUGGAUCGCGACAUUAAGGUUCUAAGAAGGAAAUCCAUUCCAUUGGUAAAGGUUCUAUGGCGUAAUCAUAGCACUGAGGAGGCCACAUGGGAGCCUAAGGUUGCGAUGUGUCCUCAUCUGUUCUGA
Gossypium raimondii (Peruvian cotton) is the source of this 1188-nucleotide messenger RNA. RefSeq lists its product as uncharacterized. The record is from RefSeq and is a predicted model, not a curated record. The transcript is spliced from 6 exons. The coding region runs from base 1 to 1188 and encodes 395 amino acids. NCBI's taxonomy places the organism in Eukaryota, Viridiplantae, Streptophyta, Magnoliopsida, Malvales, Malvaceae.